Astrephomene gubernaculifera is the source of this 2160-nucleotide messenger RNA. Lineage: Eukaryota; Viridiplantae; Chlorophyta; Chlorophyceae; Chlamydomonadales; Astrephomenaceae. The record is from the annotation of a GenBank genome assembly.
CUUACGGAAGCUGUGCAGUCAUCCGGCGAUGGUCAUGGAUUUGGCAUUGCCGGCGCAUCGCGCCGCUGCCGCUUCUGUACUGCACACGAGCGAGGCCGCCGCCGUCGAGUCGGCGUUACGGCGACUGCGUCACUCGCCCAAGUUGGCCGCGUUACGCGACAUCCUAACUACCUGCGGCGUCAUUACGGCGUCGACGGCGGAUAGUGACGAGGACGGCGGCGGUGGAGCCGCCGCCGCCGCUAGCGGCGGUGACGACAGUGGCGCAGAGGAAGGCGGCGGCGGCGGCAGCAGCGGUCACCGUCUGCUGGUAUUCGCUCAGCAUAAGGCCCUGCUGGAUAUCGUGGAACGGGAUCUGCUGACGCCGUACGGCGUGUCGUACUUGCGGUUAGACGGCAGCGUGGAGGCGGGUGCUCGGUUCGGCAUCGUGCAGCGCUUCAACAGCGACCCCACCAUUGACGUGCUGCUGCUGACGACGGGGGUGGGCGGUGUGGGCCUGAACCUCACCUCCGCGGAUACGGUGGUGUUCUUGGAGCAUGACUGGAACCCCAUGAAGGACAUGCAGGCCAUGGACCGCGCGCACCGGCUGGGUCAGCGCCGUACCGUCAACGUGUACCGCAUCCUGACCCGUGGCACACUCGAGGAGCGCGUCAUGGGGCUGCAGCAGUUCAAGAUGGACGUGGCGGCCGCCGUCGUCAACGCGGACAACGUAUCCAUGGACAAUAUGGACACGUCCUCGCUGCUCGACGUGUUCGGCGCGACGGGACCGCCGGGAGGCAGCGGCGCCGCAGGCGCCGCUGCCGGCGGCGGCGGCGGCUCCGCCGGUUCGCUGCUUCCGUCGGAGGUUGAGAUGGCGGAGGCUGAGGCGCUGGCGGCGGCGGCGGGCGACGGAGGUCGGAAGGGCGGCAAGCCCGCGCCGAAGAGCGGUCUGGCGGCGGCACUGGCGGCGAUGGGAGAGCUGUGGGAUGAGUCGCAGUACAGCAGUGAGUUUAGCAUGGAUACGUUUAUGAAGAAGAUUGGGGGCGGAGGUGCUGGAGGUGCGAAGCAGUAGUAGAGAGGUGGGUGUGCCGGUAAAAGGGUAUGACAAGAUCGGCACAGGAGGAUGAGGGGCGGAGGUGUUUCGGCUGUUACCGGUGAUGGGGUUUGGUUCUUGGGUUGUUGUCGGAGGUAGUAGCAGUAAUGGAGUUGGGUUACCUCGGUUUAAACAUGCGAAUGCUCAGCCCUUGCUAUAUUGUAGACGUGUCAAGCGCAUGCUUGGUACGACGGGUCCUGACGGGCCCGAACAUUUAUGUGUUAGUCAGGCUAGUUGCUUGGCGUCCACUCUCGCUAUGCUUGUAGUGUUCCGUAGCCAGUAGCGGUAGCAUCAGCUAUGUUCUACGUUGGAAAUUCGGUUGCCUAAGCAGGCAACCCGUGCCUUUAGCGUACAGAUAAGCUAGCCUAGGCCAGCACUGGCAGUUACAGGGCCGGGUCGGUCAUACAGAAGUCAGUGCAGACUAGGUACGCGUGACAGUACAGCUUGUAGCGUCGCUCAGGAGGCUAGGCGAUGAAGAUGCGAAAGCGUUGAUGAUGAUGAGUGAACUGAGGUUGUGCAGUGACUACUCGAUCUAUCUUGCUUACUCGUUACAUCAUAACUUCAUAAGGCUUGGGCCGACGGCCCUUUCGUGCAGUCGGCGGCGGCCAUGCUUAGUUGCAUGGGUUCACACGGCCUUCAAGGUUUAGGAGCUUGGGGGCCUUAGGGGAGCUUAAGAGGCCUCAAGGGGCAGACAGUUACCGUGGUGCGUGUCGUUGGCUAACGGCGUCAUUGUGCUAAUAUUCGGAGUUUUCAGGUGCGCACAGAUGUCAGGGUAGGAAGGUGUGGGGGUGCUAGAGGCAGCCUUCCAUGCAGAAGGACAUUAAGGGGGGGGGCUCAGGCUCUGGAUUGUGUUUCUGAGAACGCACAGCGCCGGACGGCACCCCUGGCAAGCCGGCCUUGGAGGUUGUUGCUUUGAUGGGGGAGGUCGGAUGCAGCAGGAUUGCAGGAGAUGUCGUGAACGAUACCCUGGUAGGAGGUUGAGCGCUCGGGACUCCUUAGACUCCCAUAGUUCGCCGACCUACAAUACCCUCGCCCCGCCCCCACCUACAAUACUAACCAACACUUUGUCUUGUGGCGCCCUGCCAACUCCU